AUGUCGCGCAACUGGCAGCCAACUGAAGGGCGGAGCAGCACUUUCAACCGACGAGAGACGAGAGGCGCUCCUCUUCUUCUGUGCUCUCCAAGAGAUCAAACAAACGGGAUGGUUGCUCCGGGGCUGGAAAAACCAGGGCGACGAACGCGACGACAACGAGCAGCCGAGGCAAGGCGAAAUUCAGGACUAACGCCGCAUACACAUACGAACAAUAAUCAGAGCGGAGAACGUGAACGUGAAGCAGCACCGAGCGCUAGCGAUGAUUCAACAUCGCUUCGGCUGCGAAGGGCAGUCUCGCUACGGUGUGGUGACGGACGGACCGACACCACAUCGACGUUCAUCCGAAGCUUAGCCGCAUUACUAUCGUCGGCAUGUUGA
Molecule: messenger RNA, 378 nt
Organism: Strongylus vulgaris
Lineage: Eukaryota; Metazoa; Nematoda; Chromadorea; Rhabditida; Strongylidae
Source: the annotation of a GenBank genome assembly